Colletotrichum acutatum is the source of this 885-nucleotide messenger RNA. RefSeq lists its product as uncharacterized. The transcript has 6 exons. The coding region runs from base 1 to 885 and encodes 294 amino acids. Lineage: Eukaryota; Fungi; Ascomycota; Sordariomycetes; Glomerellales; Glomerellaceae. The record is from RefSeq and is a predicted model, not a curated record.
AUGGUUGAUGAGACGGAUAGGCCGAGCAUGCUUGCUUCUCAAAUCUUGGAAACAGAUGAUCGAGAAUUUGACGGUAUUCUCCGUACUACCAGCAGUCUAACCCUGCACAUGACAGGCACCACGGACAGAGCCCAGGGCCAAGGUGAAGGCGAAAGACAGAAAAACGAAAUGGUGCGGCAGCAGCCCUCUCUUUCCCUAUCCUAUCCGUUCCGUAUCCGUACUCCGUACUCCAAGGAUCAAGUCAAGAUUUCGCCGAUUGAUUACCUCUUGGCCCUCCCUCCUCCUCGGCCGCCCCAGGGCGUCCUAUCCGUGUCCGUAUCUUUGCUCUCUGGACCGGACGAACUGAACCAUACUUCCACCCCCUAUUCGUGUUAUGGCAUCGGGCAGAAUCAGCCUUGUUCGUGCUUUUGGUCGCGUUCCGACUCCCCAUGGAAGUUGAGCUUUGAUGUUGCAUCGGAGAAUGCAAUGAUGGGAAGAACCCCGCGCGUAACGCUGCCUUGCUACUCCAUUUGUGCCGGCACUGGCCAGAGAAAUGCUUGCAGGAUGCCAGUCGUCAAUGGUCAGCAACAAUUGUUUGGCCCUAAGCAUUCCGUCUGGAAUGGACUCCUGGGGGCGAGGCCACUCGAGCCAGCUGAAUCACGGAUAUUGCCUCGUCUUUGGCAUUUCUUGUCUCCAGACUCUGGCGGUCGACCCCCGUGCCCACCCCCUUGGAGUCCGAGACUAGUUCGCCUAUACGACCUUCUCGUGUUCUUCCAGAAGACGUCUAGUAAAACCUCGUACAACCAGUACAGGUUAAAUUCGGGCAGGGAAAUGAGUUGCUAUCGCGGCCUUUCAAACCCUCAUAUUGCAGCUUCAUCAUCGCCGUUCCAAGCUCUCAAGGGAUGA